Messenger RNA from Vicia faba (fava bean), 462 nucleotides. The record is from the annotation of a GenBank genome assembly. NCBI's taxonomy places the organism in Eukaryota, Viridiplantae, Streptophyta, Magnoliopsida, Fabales, Fabaceae.
AUGGUCUCUGCUUUGCUAAUAAAGGUGAAAUUUGGAAACUCCUUUAGACGCAUCAAUGUUCCUGUGGAUGAAAGUUAUCAAAUUAAUCUUAACAUGGUUAGUUUAAGAGAUAAGAUUAGGUCUAUGUUCAACUUUACUGCCGAUGAAAGCUUCAAUAUGACCUAUGUUGCUGAAGACGGCGACGUGAAAAAUCUUGUGAAUGAUGAUGAUUUGCAUGACGCGAUAAGUAUGCAAAUAAUUUUUUUGAGAAUUGACGUGCAUGGGGAUGGAUUAUUUCCAAAUAAAUUCUCACAAUGGAUAAAUACAAUCGAUGAAGCUUUUGAUAUAACUGGAUGGAACAAAUAUAUGUCACCUAUUUCUGCUGGUAUUUCUGAUGUUGUGGUUAUGGUCAAAUUUGAAAAUGCCUGGAGACGCAUCGAUGUUGAUUUGGAUGAGAAUAAUCAAAUUAUUCUUAACAUGUGA